This is a messenger RNA of Conger conger (European conger), 1952 nucleotides long. RefSeq names its product transmembrane protein 150C (gene tmem150c). Bases 274 to 1017 code for a protein of 247 amino acids. The record is from RefSeq and is a predicted model, not a curated record. NCBI's taxonomy places the organism in Eukaryota, Metazoa, Chordata, Actinopteri, Anguilliformes, Congridae. The transcript is spliced from 8 exons.
GAACUACACUGCUGUAUGUUACACAGUGUAAAUUGGCAUGAAUGCGAAAGAAAUUUGUAGACUACCUAUGUUUUUUUAUUUGAACGAAAGGAAACUUUGCCAUGUAUAAACCGGAUUUAUAUGCGUCUGCAGAAUGAAAGAAUGUUGGGCUUUGUACGCCUGCUAAAAAAAGUUAGGCCAGAUCUCUGUCUGAAUGGCACUUUGGAAAGGAAGAGUUACCACGCGUUUUCUCUAUAAACUUCGGCCUAAUUUCAGAAGGAAACAGUGUCAGUCAUGAGGAAGUGCAGCCCCUGGACGUUUCUCCCCAUCAUGUUCUCCUUCUUCACUGCCGCUGGGCUGUGGGUUGUAUACUUCAUUGCUGUUGAAGAUGAAAAAAUAACACCACUAAAUUCAGAAUACAGGCGAUCAGGACCAAAAUCCCCUCCCUAUAUAAGCAUCGCAGGAAAUGCUCCGCCAGCCAGCUGCGUUUUCAGUCAGGUCAUGAACAUGGCGGCCUUCGUAGGCUUCAUCAUCGGGGUGCUCAGAUACCUGCAGCUGAAGCCCAGGGUACACAAGCCCUGGCUCAACAUCGGCAGCCUGGUGGCUUUGUCCUUGGCUUGCUUUGGGAUGACUCUGGUGGGCAACUUCCAGCUUUCAAAUGAUGAGGAGCUCCACAACAUUGGCACGUCCAUGACCUUUGGCCUAGGCACCCUCUUCUGCUGGGUGCAGUCAGUCAUCACACUGAAGGUCAACCUGAGGAACGAGGGCAGGAGGGCUGGGAUCCCACGCUUCCUGCUGUCUGGAGCAGUCACAUCCUGCAUGCUGCUGUACUUUGCUCUGAUGGCCCAGCGGCUGCACAUGCACGCUGCGCGGGCCCAGUGGGCUCUGGUCAUGUUCUUCCUGGGCUUCCUCGCCACCUUCGCCAUCGAGUUCCGCCACUACCGCUUUGAGAUCGUCUGCAGCGACGACCAGGACCCCCCGCUCAGCCUGUCUGAAACCUUCUCUGAGAUCUCUGAGUACCAGUCUGACCAGCUGUAGGGUCUCCCCCUCCUCCUUAUCCAGCUUUUUGGGUCCGCUGUUUCGGUGAACACUGUGAGAAUCUGCCUGGCUUCCCACCUGUCCCACAUAAGGAGGUUAUCACAUGCAUGUCUGCUUGUGGAAUGUAAUGUCCCUUGAGCAUUCUUAUGUCAACUAGACACUUAAUUAGAGGCCAUCUUUUUAAAAAAGCAACAAACAUAUCUGAAAGCACAAGGAGGUAGUGGCUGCUGGUUUUGCAGUUAUAAAGGUGAACAGCAAUGAUUUUAUGGUGCAUGUACAGUAUGUUUACCAUUAGCCCAAGGGUUGCGGCUCAGUGUGUGUGUGUGUGUGUGUGUGUGUGUGUAUUUCUGACUCUGUAACAGUGUCUUACCGCUAGUACAGGGGUGCACAGCAAAGGCCGAUCUGUUGUGGCAACUUCUGCUAAUUAUUUAAUUAGCUCAAUCAUGUCUAAAUCUGAUACGCGUAUAAGCACCAGCUACAGUCACAGACUGCAGGUGUAUCCUAACGAUUUUACUGAUCCAGUACAGGAGUGAAACAGUGUAGUUUAUAGAAUGGUCAGAAUUUUAAAAAAUUAAGGUAAUUAGGAACAAAAUCCAGCACGUAGAUCGGCCCCCCAUGUUGUGCUUGUGUGAGCCAUCAAAUGCGUGAGGGCUUACAAUCUUUGAUUGCACUUGAUUUUAUGGAAAAGGGAUAUGAAUUACAGAAACAUUUUGAUCCUGCAUAUUUACAAUAUAUUAUCUUGACAUCAAGCUCCUAUUGUGUGUUACUGUAGAGACUUCCCUGGGCACCUUUGAUAAAAAAUAGUACGCAUUUGCAAUAAUUUUAUAUGUUGUGCUGUUAUAGUAUGGAUUGUCUGUUCCAUGAAACAUCUGUAACAUGGUGGGCCUGUUGCUCCCAUUUCUCCAUUUUGAAACAGUAAACUAUUGCUUCCCUGC